AUGGAGGGAGGGGGCUCGUCGCCGGCCAUUGUCCAAGUUGGUUCCUCCCUUCGCCGACCUCUUGUCAUUGACAUGGAGGCUGCCCGCAAGGCCGUCAGCGGACUCCUGGUGGUGGGGCGCCUCCUGUCCCCUUUCCAGGUCAAUCCGAGGGUCAUACUUGACGACCUCCGGAGCACGGCUUGGAAGAACCAGGGUGUGGCGCAGCCAUGGCACUUCAAGCGGGACGGCCUCAUCUUCGCCGAGUUCGACGGCAAGGGCUUCCCGGCGGAGGUCGACCUUGGCGUCAUGACCAUAUGGGUCCAGGUAUGCGAUCUCCCGUUCGAGUUUAAGACGGAGAGCGUAGGGUGGUCCCUCGAGGAUCAACUGGGAGAGGUGCUGGAGGUUUCGCACAGUAACCAUGUAAUUGUUGAGAAAUAUCUACGUCUGCGGGUGAAGAUAUUAUUGCAUGAGCCUCUGAAAUGCUCUGUAGAGAUUACCCCUUUAGGUAGUUCAAAGAUCUUUAAAUAUGAUGUAAAGUAUGAGAAACUACCUUUGUACUGUGAGUGUUGUGGGAUAGUUGGUCAUACUUCAGAGAGGUUUUGUAAAAUUCCAAGAGAGGAGAGAGUAGUUCGUUUUCCAAGAAACCUUAGUGUUGAGCCCUACUGGAAGAGCCAAGGUGCUAGCAGGAGGGGUCUCCUCUUCAGGAACUACGUUCGCGGCGGCAACAACUCGACUACAGGCAUCGUCAACAACAACAUCGCCAAGGCCACAGACGUCAUCAAGGUGGCCACUGCCGUGAACGGGCUCAUGGUCUCCGAUAAGGGGGCCACUACUUCCGUCAAGACGAACACCGGCCAGGAGGGCCGGACUCAGGGGACUGUGGCACCUACCCCGGCGGGUGCGCCGCUUGGUCAGGAGGACCAGGCGGGCGCGCUAGCCGAUCCUAGCGGACGGGGCCAGGAGGUCCAGGGCCGCGUGACCAUGCUGGAGUCGCGCCAGAAUGCGGAGGUUGACCAAACAAAAAAUCCUAUGCGAGGCAAUUCAAAAAAGAAAGAAAAAAAGAAAGGGGGCCCAAACAGAGCUGAGGAUGCUCGCAAGCAAGUGCUAGGGAAAAAAAGGGGGCAUUCUUUUGGGGCUUGUCCAACGGGCAGUGACUUAGAGUUUGCUUUUGAGAAAGAGAUGGAUAGUUAUGAGCGCAUCUUAUAUGGUGAUGUAAACGUCUCAUCCAAACGGGUGUGCACGGGUAGAGUUGUAGCUGUCGAGGAUGAGGAGGGCGGGGUUACACAUGUUGCAAAGGAGACUGGUGAGAAGGAGGAAGAGUACGCGCCGCGAGGUGGGGAAUCAGUUGGCGAAGACAAAGAUGAGAUUGGCACAUUGGCGGCCUCUGAGGAGGAGGACCGCCGGGCCAAAUGA
This is a messenger RNA of Aegilops tauschii subsp. strangulata, 1392 nucleotides long. Lineage: Eukaryota; Viridiplantae; Streptophyta; Magnoliopsida; Poales; Poaceae. The record is from RefSeq and is a predicted model, not a curated record.